AGUAUACUGUAUUCAUCUCAUUCAUGUGUCUGGCAGUGAGUGGAUUCUGGCGGAGCUCCAGUGAACAUCUGGAAGGAGAUCGAUGCGUCAGGAGAAAUGAGUAACAAUGAUGUAUGUGUGAAUGUGCUGCAUGCAUACGCCGCCACGGACUCUAGAUUACAGUGGAAACUCAGUGUCGUGACCCGCAGGCGUCUGAAUGACACACUGAAUCUGAGAUCCUGCCAAGACGCGUGAUUUAUGUGCUGCAGUACCUGCUUGUAAAAGAGCCGUGACUGAACGCUAGUGUAUAUAUACACACCUUACUCACACCUACAACACACACAGAGCUGCAGGUAAGACACUAUCAGUGGAUCUGUAUAAUAUCUCAUGCAAAACUUUUGAAAUGACACUCUUUCUGUUUUUUCUCAGUCUUUUCACAUGGAGGGGCCCGUCAUUGUCCUGCUAUUGCUGUGUUUUAAUAGUUCACUCGGGUUCAUUAGUGCUCAGACAACAGACAAACCUCCUGAUGAUGCAAAGACUAUCUCAUGGAAACCACUGAACGCCACCGCAAACAAAACCCCGAUGUGUUCCGGACCAGCACGGAUCAAAGACGCCUUCAAGUACAUCAACAGCAUUGUGUCAUGUUUCGUAUUCCUGUUCGGGAUGGUUGGAAACCUGACUCUCCUGAGAAUAAUCAAAGAACACAAAUGCUUGAGAAAUGGACCCUAUAUUCUCAUCGGCAGUCUGGCUUUAGGCGACAUUUUGCACGUCUUGAUUGGCAUACCCAUCAAUGUUUAUAAGCUCCUGGCGGUGGACUGGCCGUUUGGUGUCCUGCUCUGUAAACUGGUGCCGUUCAUUCAGAAAACCUCCGUUGGGAUAACGGUAUUGAGCCUGUGCGCUCUGAGCAUAGACAGGUAAGAGUGUUUAUACCGAGUCAUUGCAUCCAGGAGUCGUAUCAAAGGUCUUGGUUUUCCCAAAUGGACUGCUAUCAAACUCUCUUUAAUAUGGACAAUUUCAACAUUGCUGGCUGUUCCGGAGGCCGUCGCGUUUGAUUUGAUUACGAUGGAUUACAGAGGCGAGCAUCUGCGGAUAUGCCUCCUUCAUCCUGUACAAUCCACUCCAUUCAUGCAGUUUUAUAAAAUGGCCAAAGACUGGUGGCUCUUUGGGUUUUAUUUCAUCGUGCCGCUGGCGUGCAUCGCUGUCUUUUACUCGCUGAUGACUUGGAGGAUCUUAAGCGGAAGCGUUAAGAAGUUGGACAAACACAUAAAGCAGGCCACUCUCUCUGCCGGUUGUUGCCGUUCAUCCAAACCUGUCCUCACUCAGGAAGAGAACCAAAGUUUCAUGAGGUCAAAGGUCACGGAGCCACCGUCUGACAACAGCAACUCUGUCAAACAAGAGUCAGCAUCUGGUGACACUGAGAGAGCAACCUUUCUUCAGAAAUUCGCUUGUCUUAGAACGUGAAAUCAGCUUCUGAUGUUGUAUAUUUACUGUUACUGUUUUGUUUUUGUAAAUACAAUAUGAAUGAAAAGCAUUUAACACUGUUGCAUUUUAUAUAAGUCUGCAUACACAGA
Messenger RNA from Cyprinus carpio (common carp), 1550 nucleotides. RefSeq names its product endothelin receptor type Bb (gene ednrbb). The transcript is spliced from 5 exons. NCBI's taxonomy places the organism in Eukaryota, Metazoa, Chordata, Actinopteri, Cypriniformes, Cyprinidae. Gene Ontology annotation, cellular component: membrane. Gene Ontology annotation, biological process: G protein-coupled receptor signaling pathway; vasoconstriction; enteric nervous system development. Gene Ontology annotation, molecular function: endothelin receptor activity. The record is from RefSeq and is a predicted model, not a curated record.